CGUGAACCAACGAGUAGAGGUAACGAGAAAAAACUAAAACGAGAGAAUGCCUGAGGAACGUAAGAUUGAAGAUGUCGUGUGGAGCAUCAAGAACGGGGCCCACGAUGAGGUAGAGUCUCUUUUCGUCAACCACAACUACGACGUCAAUGCCGAAUUGGGUAUGCGCUAUCCCAUACACUAUGCCGCCGACUUUGGCCACCUGAAGAUGCUGCAGUUCUUCGUCGGCAUGGGGGCCGAUGUGGACCGGAAGGACAAGUACGGCAUCACGCCGCUGCUGGCUGCCAUCUGGGAGGGGCACACCAGCUGCGUGGAGUGUCUGCUCAAGAUGGGCGCCAAUCGCAAGUUGCUGACGCCCAAUGGCGAGACCUACAUGGACGUCGCCGAGAAGGAAGAGAUCAAGAAGCUUCUGCUGCACACGAAAAUGGAUCCAAAACCCUAA
This is a messenger RNA of Drosophila guanche, 439 nucleotides long. Its product is annotated as myotrophin. Bases 47 to 439 code for a protein of 130 amino acids. Gene Ontology annotation, cellular component: nucleus; cytoplasm. The record is from RefSeq and is a predicted model, not a curated record. Gene Ontology annotation, biological process: regulation of barbed-end actin filament capping. Lineage: Eukaryota; Metazoa; Arthropoda; Insecta; Diptera; Drosophilidae. Gene Ontology annotation, molecular function: protein binding. The transcript has a single exon.